Messenger RNA from Aureococcus anophagefferens, 2324 nucleotides. RefSeq lists its product as hypothetical. The record is from RefSeq and is a predicted model, not a curated record. Bases 1074 to 2324 code for a protein of 416 amino acids. The transcript is spliced from 5 exons. Lineage: Eukaryota; Pelagophyceae; Pelagomonadales; Pelagomonadaceae.
GGGAAAAUGGCCAUGUUGAGGAGGUAGUGGAGAUGGCAGAUUUCGAAGUCAUGCUGAAAUUAAACAUCGAUGACGAGUGUUCCUUCAAGUAAUUGUGGGCCAAACAGAACCAUUUCUGGGCGCAUUCAAAAGAAGUUUCAGCACUGCCGAUGCUACCAACAUGUAAGAAUAGAAACCCAGCGAAAGAGUCAAGAUGCGCACAACACAAUGCAGAUAGUCCACUCACAACAGAACUGGUUUGCAGGGCCAUCAAAGUUGCGACCGCAUUGCGGCGCGCGUGUACAACCUCAGAAAUCGCCAGGCGCAUGUUAUUUGCCAUGAAGUGCUCAUUUGCAAGGGUUAGAUGGAGAAACCAGCGUCGAAAAGUAUCAAUGUCUUGUAAUCCCAGCAAUUCGUUCAGUCUAGAGUCGCACGCCUGGCUAUUUGCCGAGAGUGUAGUUGUAGCCGGGCGGACUCUCAUUUGAUACUAUAGUCCAAUCCAAAUGACACUGCUGUAAGCAGCAACAAGUCAUCCCACAGCCCUGUACUGGCUCCACUGUCACCGGAUGUUUGCGCUACAGGGAGGAUUCCUAGUUAACAACAUGUUGAAGACAGCGUGCGCGCGCCUCAAAGCCGGUCGACGAUGGGGCAGCCCCGUUUAGGACUUGUUAAUAGCAUCAUAAUCUAGCUCGGUUUUAAGGCAUCGCCACUAAUUCGACGUUCGUGUCGAGAUCGGGCCGCUCCAGCGACGAAAUCGGCGGUCGGCAGCAUCUCGCUGAAAUCGGCGCCUGAGAGGCUGUCGGUGUUCCAGCGCAAGAUCGUGCUCGCCGCCGGUCAAAUUGUGCCCGCGCUCGGGUCCCGGACCGGUGAGGACGGCUCGACCGCCCGAGCGCCGCGCGGCGACCGCAGUCCGCCGCGCCGACUCGCUGGAGGCAGCCCGAGACGACGAACGAGUCCCGCACGGGGCGUGUGGUCCGUCCGCGCGCGCAUCACCAAAUUGGACGCUUUUAAGCAUUGGACAGCACCUUUCGGUCCAGAACCUAGCUCCAAUUUAAUGGAUCGCCACUACCUCGACGUUCUACUCGACGCAAAGCAUGUACGCGCUCACCGCUCGAGACCGCCCUCGUCGAGAGUGCAUGGAUGACCGUUUUUUGCGCGAAUCGAGUCAAUCCAAAGCAAUGUUUCGCUUCCCAGCGUCGUUACGACGCAGCUGCGACUGGUGGUACGCAAAUCUAGCGACACAGACCGGCUUUUGCUGUUUUUUGAACUUCAACCUGGACCGCCCGCCGACUUUCUGGCGCAUUAAGGGCGUAAUUGACGGGCUGCGGGGCUCUAGAGGGCGCGGACGUGGGCGCCUCGUGGUCGCUGGCCGACGGGAAAGACCGGGAGAGGGGACCAAGCCGGGCCAAAAUCAGCCUGUCGAUGACCAAAAAUCCUCCCUGGUGUGGGGUCGCCGGUUCGGGUUGGGAGUCGCAAUUAAAUGUUCAACGAAACGAAUACUUGAAGGGAAGCGCCGGGCGAGAGACCGCGGUAUGUCAACCCCCCAAAGGACGCCCUGGGGUUGUGGCUCUCGGGUACAAACGGGCAGGCGUCGCCAGGAGGCCACCGGUCUUAUCGGCAAGCACCCCAAGUUGAGGGUUGAAGGCAAAUUGACCCCCAUGUGGUUGGCCUUUUAUCUUACUGCUGAAGCAAAGACUAAGACCUUCUCCCCGCGCAAUGAGUCUCAUCACCUGGACAUGGAUAAUCUGCUGGAUCAUACUAUCGAUCAAAUAGGCAAAUAUGUCACUGAAACUGCAUGGGAACGCGCAAGCGGGGAUAAGUCUGCGUUUAUGCACAAGAUGAUUAGAUCAUGCCUAGUAAUAAAUCUUGCCGUCCUAAACCCGAUCAGACAUGAUAAGCGCUUUUUCCCGAAUCCUUCCAAUACGGCAACGAGCGUGUCUGAAGAUGAGCAUGGCGCGAUCGUUGAUGUGAAUGAUGAAGAAACCACGCGCGUUCCGGCUGCCCCCGAUCUGGUCAAUGUGCAGGAUAAUCGAUUAAGUUCUGUGGAUGUUGAUGAGGAACAAGAUAUGAUCGCACGUCUUCUACAGACGGAGGCAGGAGAAGAGACGGCCGAUGUGGAAGUCAUAAACAGCAGUGACCGAUUGGGCGCAGACGAAGCUUCAUUCAAGGUUUGGAGCGCCUACCAGCGCUGGCGUGUCACCAAGAUUCGCCUCGGAGGUAUCCUUCUCAAUCAGGAGACCGUCACAAAAGAUUCACAAAUUUUUACGUUCCCGCUAGCGAGUAGCAUCUACUCCACGGUCCUCGGCGAAUCCAUGAGAUCAAGAUCACUGACACACGACAGUUGA